AUGCGCGAGAGAGACGGGAAGAGACGUCGCGCGAGAGCUUCCAAAUUCGCCCGCGCGCUGCGCGCCUGGUACGUCGCCCUUCACGCUCGCGCCCGCGUCUUCGCCUCGCCCCGAAGACGCACGUCGCUGUUACCAAAGGUCGAGGACGUCGCGGAAGCGCCGCGCGCGUCGACGGAGGCGAGCGACUCGGACGUGGAGAUUGUCUGCGAGACGACGGCUUCGACGGCUUCGACGACGCUCGGGAGACACUUGCGCGCGCUCGGUCUGCGUCGAAGAGGGGUCGUCCCGGAUGGGAACUGUUGUUUUCGAUCGAUCGAGGCGGGGGCGCGAACGCUCGAGGUCGGGCGGUGGGGGAUCGCCGGGACGUCGUGGGCGGACGUCCGCGCCGCGUGUUGCGACGGGUUAGCCGAGGCGAUGCGACGGACGCGACCGGGGAGCGAUGAGCGUCGAGCGCUGUUUGAAUUGGUGUUGCACGGGAAUGAGGGACGCGGGUACUUGCGUCGCGGACGGUUGCGACGAGCGAGCGACGAGGAGCGGUUCGCAAAGUAUCUGAAGACGAUGCGGGCGAACGCGGCGACGUACGCGAACACCAGUCGUUGGUCGAGAUACUGGGGGAGCGACGCCGAGGUCACGGUCAUUUCACAACUCGCCAAGACGGCGAUCGUGUGCGCGGAGACCUCGAGCGACGCUCGAGGUGCGAACGAGCCGGCGUCGUUUUGUGUCGCCGUCCCGGAUUUGGAAAACACCUCCAUCACCGCUGCGAGAUACUACGCCUCCGGCGCACUCGAUGCUAGCGAAGGUACUGUCACCUGGAUGUCGUCCCGACGAGACGUCUCGUACGUUCUUCGCGCCGUGGACGCCGAUGACGAUCGAUUCCGCGCGCAGAUGCGUCGUCACCCGUCCGCGGGCAUCGCUCGCGUCCCCGCGAUAGCCAUCCGACACCAUCCCGGCCACUUCGAGGCGCUCGUGUGCGACGAUAACAAAUGCCUCGUCGUCGACAUCGUUCGCAGAAGGCGCGAGCGCUCGAGACGGUAG
This is a messenger RNA of Ostreococcus tauri, 1035 nucleotides long. RefSeq lists its product as hypothetical. The record is from RefSeq and is a predicted model, not a curated record. Bases 1 to 1035 code for a protein of 344 amino acids. The transcript has a single exon. NCBI's taxonomy places the organism in Eukaryota, Viridiplantae, Chlorophyta, Mamiellophyceae, Mamiellales, Bathycoccaceae.